Messenger RNA from Trypanosoma brucei brucei TREU927, 1170 nucleotides. RefSeq lists its product as hypothetical. The transcript has a single exon. The record is from RefSeq and is a predicted model, not a curated record. Lineage: Eukaryota; Euglenozoa; Kinetoplastea; Trypanosomatida; Trypanosomatidae. The coding region runs from base 1 to 1170 and encodes 389 amino acids.
AUGGGGUGUGGCGAUUCGCGAGUUCGGGCAUCGGCACAACCCCAGCACCAAUCCCAUCCGCAGUCGGUUGAUGUACAGGACUGUGGCCCUAAUAAACUUUUAGUUGAACGAGAUAAAGAACAAGAACAUGAGGAAUCUUCCCCCGUUGGGCUCGAACCGCCCUGUGUGCAGCAGCCAAUCGCCGCUGACAGUGCAAAUAGCAAUCCGGGGCCGCACCGCGAAGAGGAGGCGAAAGAAGCAAAUGCCGUUUCACCACCUGAAGCUCCCGUUCAUUUUAACCGGGACUCGGAGGUCCCGACGGAACUGGUGACGACGGUGCCGUCGGGGGUUGCGCCCGGUGGCGGGGGGCGGGAAGUUCCGGAACGAGUAAAUGGGCCUGAGAUUGUCGAUAGAAAGGGGGGACAUGACACAGAGGUGCGUUCGAAGGAGCCGAAGAUCAACGGAACUGCGGUGGCGUUGGGGCCCAGGGACAAGGAAAAGGAUGUGGAUGCCGGUGAUUGUGAAGCUGAGGGGGGAAUGUCCACGAACGCUGAAACCCCUGCCCUGACAGAGGAUACUCCUGCUACAUCGAACUGCGGUGAGCGUAACGGCUCUUCCACUGUGCCAUUGGAGCGGUUAAGGCUGCCUGUACGGAAGAAGCAACCGAGUCGCUGCCUCGUCCAUGUACUUGAGGGUGAUACCGUCUCCGUAAGUGUAUCGAGCACCAGCACCGGCUACGUGUCUUUCACUAGUUUGAUCUCUGCUUAUGGUUCCAGUGGUCAUAUCCGGAAAAAGUCUACACUGCGCCCGGGGGAUUUAUCGCUCGUUACAUUGUCACCCCUCUCUUCCGCGGCUAACACCCCUCGUAGUUCUGGUGAGGGUUUAAAGGCUGCGGCAGGGGCUGAAGAGUUGAGCGGGCAGGCAAUGCGUGGUUUGAAUAGCAGCCGCAUUUGGCGCUUCAGGAGGCUCAAAAUAAUGCCAUGUGGAGAUACAUCUCUUUUGUUGAAGGGACGGCGCCGCCGGCGUAAGGGCUCGCGAGCGACAUGUGGCACUCAAUCCACACACAAUAGGAGUGGUGUUUUAACCCCAACGCAGGCAUCAUUUUCAGCAUUAGGUGCGGUAGCGAAUUGUGGGCGCCGUGGAAUCAACGCUGUCGACCCGCGGAACCAUGUGGUUCACAUUAGUCGCUAA